AUGAAACAACACGGAAAACAAGCUAAAAAAGAUUCAGAACAAAAUACAAAGAAAAAUGAUCACUUUUGUCUCAAAAUCCCUGCAGAUAUAAGAAGAAGCUUGAAUUUAACAACUUCAGAGAUUACCUCUCCUGAAACUACUUCCAUUUCUUCCAGCACUACGCCAAUCACUCAAUCUCCAUCUUCGAAGACUACUUCCAUUUCUUCAAGCACUACGUCAAUCAUUCAUUCAGACCCAAUCCCAAUUCAAAACAUUCGUCUACCGACUAACACGAAGUUCAGAAGAUUAUGGUAA
Molecule: messenger RNA, 294 nt
Organism: Funneliformis caledonium
Lineage: Eukaryota; Fungi; Glomeromycota; Glomeromycetes; Glomerales; Glomeraceae
Source: the annotation of a GenBank genome assembly